Limanda limanda (common dab) is the source of this 772-nucleotide messenger RNA. Its product is annotated as phosphoglycerate mutase 1-like. NCBI's taxonomy places the organism in Eukaryota, Metazoa, Chordata, Actinopteri, Pleuronectiformes, Pleuronectidae. Gene Ontology annotation, biological process: glycolytic process. The record is from RefSeq and is a predicted model, not a curated record. Gene Ontology annotation, molecular function: intramolecular phosphotransferase activity. The coding region runs from base 7 to 771 and encodes 254 amino acids. The transcript has a single exon.
UCCAUCAUGGCUGCCUACAAACUUGUGCUGAUCCGCCACGGAGAGAGCACCUGGAACCAGGAGAACCGGUUCAGCGGCUGGUUCGAUGCCGACCUGAGCGAGACCGGGGAGAAGGAGGCGAGGAGAGGUGGCCAGGCCCUGAAAGAUGCUGGCUUUGAGUUUGAUAUUUGCUACACUUCCGUGCUGAAGCGGGCCAUCAGGACCCUGUGGCUGGUCCUGGACGGCAUUGACCAGAUGUGGCUGCCGGUGCACAGGACCUGGCGGCUCAACGAGCGCCACUACGGAGGCCUGACGGGUCUGAACAAGGCAGAGACCGCUGCCAAGCACGGAGACGCUCAGGUGAAGAUCUGGAGACGCUCCUUCGAUAUUCCUCCUCCAGUCAUGGGCCCAGACCAUGACUACUACCCUAUCAUCAGCAAGGAUCAUCGCUAUGCAGACCUGACUGACGAGCAGCUUCCGUCCUGCGAGAGCCUGAAGGACACCAUCGCACGGGCGCUGCCAUUCUGGAACAACGAGAUCGCCCCUCAGAUCAAACAGGGCAAGAGGGUGCUCAUCGCCGCCCAUGGAAACAGCCUCAGGGGGAUUGUUAAGCAUCUGGAGGGAAUGUCAGAUGAGGCCAUCAUGGAACUGAACCUGCCCACUGGCAUCCCCAUCCUCUACGAGCUCGACAAAAACCUGAAACCUGUGAAGCCGAUGCAGUUCCUGGGAGACGAGGAGACCGUACGUAAGGCCAUGGAGGCCGUGGCUGCUCAGGGGAAGGCCAAGAAGUAAA